This is a messenger RNA of Folsomia candida, 2207 nucleotides long. RefSeq lists its product as uncharacterized. The transcript has 2 exons. The record is from RefSeq and is a predicted model, not a curated record. Lineage: Eukaryota; Metazoa; Arthropoda; Collembola; Entomobryomorpha; Isotomidae. The coding region runs from base 129 to 1538 and encodes 469 amino acids.
AAAGAUUAUUGUAUAUUAUUAUAUAGUAAAAUUUUACUAUUUCCAAUUUUCUUCCACAUUUAAAAGUUCAGUUACAUAACAUUUUUCCACUUUUAAUUGUAAAGUCUAAAUAUUUAAAGGAGUAUGGAAUGAAUUUAAUUCUCAAACCAAUUGUAAUUGAAUUAAACUCCUUACACAUAAAUUCCACCAGAUUAAGUUUUUUAUCAAAGACUCCAUUUACACAUGUACAAAUACUUCAAUUUUGUGGCGAUAAUCUCGGUUUGCAUACACUAUUUGGGUUCACAGAAAGUUUUAACGCAAAUUUUAGAUGUAGAUUUUGUAAGAUGGGUAAGCAGCAGACUUUCACUGCCAUUGAGGAAGUAAUCGCACAAAGACGAAGCCUAGAAGACUAUGAAAAUGAUUUACAAAUUAAUAAUGUUAGCUUGACAGGUAUUAGGGAAGGGACUAUUUUAAAUGAUAUUAAAGGUUUUCACAUUACAUCCAACUUUGCUCCAGAUAUUAUGCAUGAUGUACUGGAGGGCAUUUGUAUAACGGAAUUAAAACUGUUUUUAAAGCAUGUGUGCCAAAACGGCUUUUUCUCUCUUACAGAAAUUAACCACAGGAUAUCAUCGUCCAUUAAAAGUUAUUCUCAUUCCAUUUCCAAAUUACCAGAAAUUGACAUCGGUUUUGUUGAAGGAGACAAAAAAACCUGCUUUUCUGCAUCGGAAAUGAGCCACUUUUUCUUAAUUUUCCCCGCCAUAUUUGGUGAUAAAUUGUCUAACGACGAUAAGCAUUGGAUUUUAGUUUUACGGUUACGUAGGAUUAUUAGAAUCUUAAUGGCACCACAAAUAAGUAGGCCAGGGAUCAAGUUGCUAAAUUAUUUAAUUUCUGAGCAUCAUGAAACAUUCAUUAACUUGGCUCAUAGUAACUUGACCCCAAAAUUCCAUCACUUGUUACACUACGCCAACGCUGUAGAGCACUUGGGACCUCUUAAACAAUAUUGGUGCAUGCGGUUUGAAGCAAAGCAUCGAUUGGCAAAAACUAUUGGCAAAAACUCGUACAAUUUCAAAAAUAUUUCCAAGACUAUUGCAAGGCGCAUAUCACUUAACAUUGCAUUUUCACUAUGUGAAGAAGUAGGCAGUGGAAUAAAUUACAAGUCCGGGUCAAGGACAAUGUUUAACGAUUUGAAGGUUGUGUUCGAUUUUUCUAAACUCUCCAUCAAUCCAAACGACGAUGUACUUAUUGUUGACUCGCUCACAAUUAAUGGCACAAAAGUUAAAUCUGGAAAUUAUUUCAUUUUGAAUGACUCUGCUUCCGAGUUGCAAUUUUGCCAAAUUUGUUUGUGCUUAAUUUAUGACGAGAAGGCUCAUGUUGUUGGAAAGCUGGUAAAAUGUGAAGAAUAUUUUUUUAAUUCAUUUUUGUUUAAAAUAUCUGAUUUUGGGAAACCGAUUUUAAUUGACCCUAAAACCCUAGAGUUAGAAUAUCCAUUAUUGGUUGUCAACAACCUGGAUGACCCGCAUGGUGAUGGUUUAAUUUGUUGCCCAAUUGAAUUAGUUUAAAAGAAUUUUUUGUACAUAUGUAUAUAUAGUUAGGGAAAUUAAGCUCAGAGACUGAACAGCGAGCAGAGCGAGCACAAGUGGAGGAAACAAUGAAAAUAAUAGUUAUUGACAACAAUAUUAGCGUCAAUUCUCAAAAUUCUGAGAGUGUUGGAGAUUUGACAGUGGAGUUAUUUUACUCUCUUAUUGCAUGAAGUUUGUCAGCUGGCAUUGGUCAAAAUUUAACAAUAUACUUAGUUAAUUUUACACAAUUAAUGAGUAAAGUGAUUGGCCAACUGAGUUGGGUAAAAUUUGUAUAACAACGUAGCAGUCCCAAAUUUCACACAAUAUUGUGGUAUAAUUUGGUCACCUUUAGAGCAGAAUUUCCACAACUUUAUUUAGAGUGCACAUAAAGAAGUAGCUUCAGCGACUUAUUGGAGGAGACUUUAUGAGUACAAUCAGCCAUCGAUUUUACUUUAUCUCAUUUCACCCCAGCCAUCGAUUUUACUUUAUCUCAUUUCACCCUAGCCAUCGACUUUUAAAAUCUCAUUGCACCCCAACCUCGCCCCCGACAGCGAGGGAACACAUAAUUUCAAUCUGACAUCGAUGACAUCUCACUGACAUCUCGCAUGACGGCACAUCCCGCAUACUUAUCCCAGAUUUCUAUCUAAAAGUGUACUAAUUUUCCUAAAA